CCGCCGCCUCUCGCGGCUCCACAUCGCCUCCAGGCUCACACAGCGGCUGCACUCAUGGACCCGGCUCGGGGUCGGGUGACCUUUGAGGACGUAGCUGUGUACUUCUCCUGGAAGGAGUGGGGGCUCCUUGAUGAGGCUCAGAGGCACCUGUACUGUGAUGUGAUGCUGGAGAACUUUGCACUUGUGGCCUCAUUAGGUUGUUGGCAUGGAGCGGAAGCAGCCUCUCCCGAGCAGGGUGUUCCUAUAGAAGGACUGUUCCCGUGUGGGACCCUUGGGGAAGGUUCUUGUACCCAGAGGGCCAAAAUCGGUGACAUGUGUGGCCGAGUUCUGAAAGACAUUUGGCAGCACACUGAGCAUCCAGGAACAGAGCCCAGGCAGAAAGCACACGCGUGUGAUACAUGUGAAAAAGGCUUCCGGAUCAGGGCACACCUUCACAAACACCGCAAGGAGCGUAGUGGAAUGAAAUCCUUCAGUUGGGACAAGAAAAGGGUCUUAUUUGUUAAGAGCUUGAGUGUCCCCCUGUCAGAGAAGCCCGUCACAUGCAGGGAGUUGGGUAGGAAUGUCCGGGACAGCCAUGAUCCCUUGCAGAACCAGAUCACCCACAGUGGAGAGAAGCCACGCAUGAACGUUGAACCUAGGAAAGGUUUCCCACACAGCUCUAACCUUGGGCAGCAGGAGGGAGUCCACACUGGACAAAAGGCCUUCAGGUGCAGUGACUGUGGAAAGGUCUUCUCCAAGGCCUUUGCUCUCCUCGACCAUCUGAUAUCUCACACUGAAGAGAGACCCUGUAGUUGCCCGACCCGUGGAAAUGCCUCCAAGGAGAAAUCGGCCUGUGCUAAUCAACCAAAGUCUCAUACCGGAGAAACAUCCCAUGUGUGUCAUGAAUGUGGAAAGACUUACAGUUAUGUGUCUCUACUGAGGAUGCAUCAGAAAGUUCACACUGGAAAAAUCCAUUACAAGUGCAGUGAAUGUGGGAAAGCUUUCACCCGUAAGCAUUCACUCAGGCAGCACCAGAGAAUUCACACUGGAGAGAGACCUUACGAAUGCAGCCACUGUGGGAAAGCCUUCACUCGCAACUUCCAUGUUGUUCGGCACCAGAAAAAAAUCCACACUGGAGAAAGGCUUUACGAGUGCAGUGAAUGUGGGAAAGCGUUCAUUAACAGCUCCCAUCUUGUUCGGCACCAAAAAGUUCACAACACAGAAAGACCUUAUGAGUGCAGUGAAUGUGGGAAAGUCUUCCGACAGACCUCCAAACUUGUUCUGCAUCAAAGAAUUCACACUGGAGAAAGACCUUAUAAGUGCAACCAAUGUGGGAAGGCUUUUAGUUGCCCCUCCAACCUCGUUCCACACCAACGAAUUCACACUGGAGAAAAGCCUUACGAAUGCAAUGAAUGUGGGAAAGCCUUCAGUCAAAGCUCUGCCCUUAUUCAGCACCAGAAAGUUCAUACCAGAGAAAGACCUUACGAAUGCAAAGAAUGUGGGAAAGCCUUCAGCUAUAGCUCUAACCUUGCUAAGCACCGGAAAGUUCAUACUGGAAAAAGACCUUAUGAGUGUGGGCAGUGUGGGAAGGCUUUCAGUGAGAGUUCUAUCCUCAGUCAGCAUCAGAGAGUUCACACUAGAGAAAGGCCUUAUGAGUGCAACAAAUGUGGGAAAGCUUUCCGCUACAGCUCCAAUCUCUCUAAGCACCAGAAAAUUCACACAGGAAAGAAGAAGUCUUAUCAGUGCAGUACACCUGGGAAAACCUGUCCCUCCCAUUUAGUACCCGAACGGUCACACCAGGGCAGUAAGUGUGGAAAAGCAGCUAGCUCUGGCUUUGUCUCUGUUCAGAAUAAAAGGACUCACUCCUGA
Molecule: messenger RNA, 1848 nt
Organism: Chrysochloris asiatica (Cape golden mole)
Lineage: Eukaryota; Metazoa; Chordata; Mammalia; Afrosoricida; Chrysochloridae
Product: zinc finger protein 304-like
Exons: 4
Biological process (GO): regulation of transcription by RNA polymerase II
Molecular function (GO): DNA-binding transcription factor activity, RNA polymerase II-specific; RNA polymerase II cis-regulatory region sequence-specific DNA binding
Source: RefSeq, a predicted model, not a curated record